AUGGCUGAGUACAACGGGGAGGUCAACGGCAAUGGCCAGACCAAGACCAGUGGCGCCAACGGCGCUAACGGCGAAGCCAACGGUUAUAGAGGAGCUCCCCGCACCUAUCAAGACUCAUUCGAAACUCCGUAUGGAGGUUCGACGACGGAGCCAUACGAAGGUUACGACAAGAGUGACGGGAUGUUCGACCCUGUCACAGGCACCUACCCUCGCAUUUCUCGCCCCGUUGAGCUGAUCCGCCCGUCAUACGAUGCCGUUGUCAUCGGAUCGGGCUACGGCGGUGCUGUCGCUGCCAGUCGCAUGGCCAGAGGCAACAAGAAGGUUUGCCUCCUCGAGCGCGGUAAGGAGAAGUGGCCGGGAGAAUUCCCGUCGAAUAUCCUGCAAGCCAUGGGAGAACUUCACUCUUCAAAUGCCACUACGGAUGGUAUCAUGGGCCGCUUGGGCAAGUACGGAACACAGGGAGACCCGACUGGACUGUACCAUCUCAUCGUCGGUGACGGACAGAACGCCUUCGUCGGCAACGGUCUUGGUGGUACAAGCUUGCUCAAUGCCAACGUUUUCCUGGAAGCCGACAACGGAGUUCUUGACCUUCCCAUCUGGCCCGAUAAGCUGAGGGGUGCCGAGAACUUCAGAAAGUAUUACGAAAGGGCUGCAGAUGUGUUGGAGCCUGAGAGGUACCCCAAGGACUUCCCGAAGCUUCACAAGCUCGAGACUCUCGAGAAGCAGGCCAACCUCAUGGGCUGGGGGGACAAGUUUUACCGCGUGCCCCAGACUACUCGGUUUGAGGACGGAGAAAACAGCACCGGUGUUUACAUGCGCGCGUCCACCCUUUCUGGCCAAGACACUACCGGUCUCAACGACGGCAGUAAAUCCACGACCCUAGUCAACUACCUCAGUGAUGCCUGGAACUGGGGGGCUGAGAUGUUCUGCCAGUGCGAGGUUCGCUAUGUCACCGAGGCCCCCAAGGAACGGGGUGGAUACAUCGUGCACUUUGCCUGGCACGGAGGCAAGCGUGCCAACUUCAAGGGCAUCUUCCACGAGGACCUCAUGUGGGUCCAUGCUAAGGAGCUGGUCUUCUUCGGGGCUGGCAGUAUUGGCACCACAGAGAUUCUUCUUCGCAGCAAGAAGUUUGGACUCAACAUGAGCGAAGACGUUGGUCAUGGGAUGAGCGGCAACGGUGACAUUUUGGCGUUCGGAUACAACACCAGCGAGUACAUCAACGGCAUGGGCCGCCCGGAUCCCCCGCCAAAUCGUCCGGUUGGUCCUUGCAUCACGGGCGUGAUCGACUGUCGUCACGGUCUGGACAACCCCCUGGAUGGUUUUGUGAUUGAGGAGGGCGCCAUUCCCGCAGCCUUGGCCCCCUUUUACCAGAGAAUGCUUACUCUCCUUCCUGGAAAGGUGUUUCCUCAUAACAUCUCCAUCAAGGGAGCCAUUGACCACGUGGCUGCGGCCGCCGGUAGCCGGGUAUUUGGACCCUAUUACCCCAAAGGCAGUACUGAAAAGACUCAGUGUUACCUGAUUAUGUCCCAUGACAGCAGCCAAGCAACUAUGCAACUGCACAAUGAUCGACCUAUGAUAAACUAUUCCGGCGUUGGCAAGUCUCACAGAGCCAAGAAGCUUGCGGGCUACUUGGCCAAGCUUACCAACCUGAUUGGGGGCACCUACGUUGACAGCCCUUUCUACGCCGCUUUUGGAGAGAAGGAGAUUACUGUUCACGCAAUCGGUGGCGCUCGUAUCAGCGCCGACGGCACAGGUGCUAGCGGCGGUGUCAACGAUAAGGGCCAGCUCUUCGUCGACAACACUGACAAAGUGCACAAGGGACUGGUUGUUUGUGACGGCACCAUCGUCCCUGCUGCUCUCGGAGUCAACCCGUUCGCGACCAUCACCGCCCUUGCUGAAAGGUCUGUCGAGAUGGUUGCCGAGGAGUUCGGAAUCGAGAUCAAUUUGGAAGAGAAGAACGGCUCUCUGAACCUCUUCGCUGAGCCGGCGCACAAUCAGUUCGAGGGCGAUGAUGAUAGCCUCCAAGUGGCCAAAGUCAAGGAGAUCAUCAAGACUGCACGGGAUGACAAGACCCCUGGCAUCGCCUUCUCGGAAAUGAUGGACGGAUGGAUUCAUUUUGGAUCCGAUUCGAAGUCACUCGACUUCGAGAGGGCCACUGAGACUGCCAGGAGCCGGGGCGAAUACGCCAGGUUCUUCCUCAGCGCCCGAUCGUGGAACACACAUAACCUGGUCAACGACAAAGAACACGAGGCCAAUCUCACUGGGACUUUUACCUGUCCAGCUCUUGGCGGAACCUGCAUGGUGCAGGGGGGCAAGUUCCAGUUAUUCAACGACGAUCCCAGGUCUCCGGACACCAUGAACCUCACCUACAACUUCCUUGUGUCUCAGAAAGACGGCAAGAAGUUGCACUUCAACGGAUACAAGGUGGUCAACUCGGACGUGGUCUUCAACCCUUGGAACCUCUGGAAGGCGACUACAACUCUGUACUGCACCAUCACCGAGGUCGACGAACACGACCAGUCCAUCCCAAGCGAGGUCCGGGGCAAGGGCGUCAUUCACAUUCGGCCGAGUGCUUUCCUCCAGGAGUGCACCACCAUGGAGGCGACCGGUUCGAGCCUUUACGCCAAGGUCACAUCGACCGCCAACUUCUUGGGGUACUUCACUGCCAAGGCGGCUAGCGCAUUCCUCACACCGUUCAUCCCGCAGAUGUGGCCUUCUCUUCCUUUCCAUAGCUACGAGAACCCAACGCCGUGGUCGGAGGAAUGCACCGUCGUGGCCAACGACCGCGUCAGGACGAAGUUGUACAUGUGGGAGCCGCAAGGCAAUGGCGGGCAGCAGUCAGACAAUGCCCCGAUUGUGCUCUUUAUCCCCGGUGCCGCUGUCGACCAUCAGAUCUUCGCCCUGCCAACCAUCAAGGAGAACGCAGUCAAGUACUUCCGUGAGAAGGGCUACCGUGUUUACUCGAUGGUGCACCGGGUGGGCAAGACCGUGGUGGCACAACAGAACUGGACCACGUACGACGCUCGCCGCGAUAUCCACGCGGCGCUGAAGGAGAUCCGCAAGAGACAUACCAUCAUCGACAAGAUGGACGGCUCCGGCCCGUCUCACAUGACCUACGUGGUGGCCCACUGCGCGGGAUCCGUUGCCCUGGCUUCCGGCCUCCUCGACGGCACAAUCCCACGCCAAUGGCUCAGCGGUGUCACAGCGUCGCAGGUUUUCAUGAACCCCAGGUUCGCCAAGGUCAACACCAUGAAGGCCAGCCUCCCUAUCUCCAUGGCCAACAUCUACAACCUGGUUCAAGGCAAGUGGUUCGACUGUUCCAGCACUCCCAACGACGGCUACAUCCAGCAGGCUCUCAACCAAGUCCUGCGAUUUUACCCGGUCGGCCACCGCAAUGAGAUUUGCAACUCGGUUGUCUGCCAUCGCAGCUCUCUUGUAUUUGGCCGUCUUUGGUCACACAAGGGUCUCAAUGAGGCCACUCACUCCCAGCUGGAGAACUUCUUGGGAGGCACCUCGAUGGCCAGCCUGAACCACCUCAUGUACCAGGGUACCCACGGAAUUGCGACGGACUCUCAGAACGAGAACCUCGUUACGCCCCAGAACAUUGCCCGCCUCAAGGGCCUGGACAUCUUCUUCUUCUCCGGAACCGAGAACGACGUAUACGCCCCCGAUAACACCGAUACCUCGUUCACCACUCUCAGCGAGGCCAACGGCGGGGUAUGCUACGAGAGGCAGGUGUUCCCGGACCGCGGCCACUUGGAUGCGUGGAUGAGCCCUACUGCUCACAAGGAUGUGUUCCCCCGCGUCCUGCACCACAUCAAGAAAGUCGAAACCAAGAACCACCACCACCAGGAACUGAAGAAGGUUGCUGGCCAAUAUUAA
Colletotrichum graminicola M1.001 is the source of this 3882-nucleotide messenger RNA. RefSeq names its product glucose-methanol-choline oxidoreductase. The record is from RefSeq and is a predicted model, not a curated record. The transcript has 8 exons. Lineage: Eukaryota; Fungi; Ascomycota; Sordariomycetes; Glomerellales; Glomerellaceae. Gene Ontology annotation, molecular function: oxidoreductase activity, acting on CH-OH group of donors; flavin adenine dinucleotide binding. Bases 1 to 3882 code for a protein of 1293 amino acids.